Helianthus annuus (common sunflower) is the source of this 854-nucleotide messenger RNA. RefSeq lists its product as uncharacterized. NCBI's taxonomy places the organism in Eukaryota, Viridiplantae, Streptophyta, Magnoliopsida, Asterales, Asteraceae. The record is from RefSeq and is a predicted model, not a curated record. Bases 11 to 523 code for a protein of 170 amino acids. The transcript has 2 exons.
UUUGAAAAAUAUGGAAGGCUCAAAGAAGGGUGAAGGCAAGAAGAAAAUGGUAGGGUCCGGUUCAAAGUCGAGGCCUCAAGAUAAACGUGGUUCGGGUGGUAGUAGUGUCCCGUUUAAUCCGCAACUUGGGUUUGCGAGUCACACCCAACCUCCAUUUUAUUUUAACCAACCCAUGCAUCAACCUUUCGGUUAUGAUACCCAACCCACCCAAAAUUGGAUGCAAUACGGUCCGAGGAUGACUCAAGCCGGUUAUUAUGAUUACUCCCAAGAAGCGCAAAAUGCUUUUGACCCGUUUGCUUUUCAAAACCCAAUGUCACAAUCACCAACCCAAGACGAACAAGAUGACGCCGAUGAGGAGUUCGUGCCGGAAACACAAGAACAUGAGUUACAUGAUAUUGAUGAAGAUGUUGCGGAUGAUGAAGAUGUUGCGGAUGAACCGGAAAAAAAGCAAAAGCCAAACGGGAAAAUUGGUCGCCUAGACAAGAAGAGGCGUUGGCAAAGGCUUUUGUUCAUUGCACUUUGAAUAAAAGAAAAGGCAAUCAACAAAAGAAGGAUAGCUUUUGGAAGAAAGUUCUUAACCACUUUAACGAAACGGUUGGCGGAAGUAAUCGAACCCACCACCAAGUUCGAUCAAAAUGGGUGACGAUGCAAACAAAAAUUAACACAUUCAACGGUCUAUAUCAUCAAGCGGAUCGUUUACGUCCUAGCGGGAGUGACGACGCAUAUGUAAUGAAACAAGCGUUAAAGGAUUACAAAAGCAAAGAAAAUAUUGACUUCGCUCAUGUUGCGGCUUGGGAGGUUGUUAGAACAAGUGAAAAGUGGUCGCCGGUACCUUUGUUGAAUGAAGAAAGCUC